Cuscuta europaea is the source of this 988-nucleotide messenger RNA. NCBI's taxonomy places the organism in Eukaryota, Viridiplantae, Streptophyta, Magnoliopsida, Solanales, Convolvulaceae. The record is from the annotation of a GenBank genome assembly.
UUUCGGUUUUCCGCACUACUUAGCCAGUCAAAUUCAUUUAUAAACUACGGAGUACGAAGUACUGUCCCUCCAACCCUAGCCCUAAUUCGGCAUUUCCUCAAAUCGCUAGGGUCAGAAGGAAGAUUGGCGAAGAAGUUCCGAUGGGUAGAAGACCAGCAAGGUGUUACCGCCAGAUUAAGAACAAGCCAUACCCAAAGUCAAGGUACUGUCGUGGUGUGCCUGACCCAAAGAUUAGGAUCUAUGAUGUGGGAAUGAAGAAAAAGGGAGUUGAUGAGUUCCCAUUCUGCGUGCAUUUGGUCAGCUGGGAGAAGGAGAAUGUCUCGAGUGAGGCCCUUGAAGCUGCCCGAAUUGCUUGCAACAAGUACAUGACCAAGUUUGCAGGAAAGGAUGCCUUCCACCUUAGGGUUAGGGUUCACCCUUUCCAUGUUCUUCGUAUUAAUAAGAUGUUGUCGUGUGCUGGGGCUGAUAGGCUCCAAACAGGAAUGAGGGGGGCGUUUGGCAAGCCGCAAGGUGUCUGUGCCCGCGUUGCCAUUGGACAGGUUCUUCUGUCCGUUCGCUGCAAAGAUUCCAACAGUCAAAAUGCACAGGAGGCUUUGCGUCGUGCCAAGUUUAAGUUCCCUGGUCGUCAAAAGAUCAUUGUUAGCAGAAAAUGGGGUUUCACAAAGUUCAACCGUACUGAUUAUCUGAACUACAAGAAGGAAGGCCGCAUUGUGUCUGAUGGUGUCAAUGCUAAGCUUUUGGGAUGUCAUGGACCCCUUGCAAAACGUGCACCUGGAAAAGCAUUUAUUGAUGCAGCAGCUUAAACUUUUUGUUUUUGUUUCGCAAGACUGAGCAAAACGCAAGACUGAGCAAAAGUCUAUCAUGUAGCACAUUAUGAUUUUAUUUCAUUUGAGCAAAUAUAUCAGCAAAUAUUUAUGAUAUUUUGUUGGCGUUUCUCUGUUUUGGAUAAUUUGAUGUGUUUGUUACUUGUCAUAUUUCAAUGAUCGUG